AUGUUUGCCCCGGAACAACACCGACACAGAUUUAGUCCUGGAGGGUAUUCAAACUCAGCUGGAUCAGGACCACAGUUUAUGAUGAUGUACAGUGUAUAUCCAAAAACCAAUGGUGCCAGUUCCAGUUAUAUGAAUCAACACCCAGUGGCGGCCAACCCUGGAGUGGGUACUCACCCUGCAGUAUAUCAGUACCCACUCAAUUUUCCAGUGGUUGGUUUUGGCGGUUCACCAGGUGUUGCACAUGAAGAGGAAGAAACAGAAGGGACAUUUGAAGUUCAUGAUAGCCAUCUAAAGGCUCCAAUCACACUGCGGCCUAAUGUUGUAUUCCCUUCGGCUGGAAGUCAAGCACUCUUUGGUGGGCAACGUCAGCCUACCAGUUUUGCUGGUCGUAAUGCUAUACGUAUUUGUGAAUCUUUUCAAGAAGGAAGAUGUACUCUUGGUGAAAAUUGUGCUGAUAUUCACGUUUACCCUGAAUAUUUAAAUUCUACAAGACAGGCAAUGAUUGCUUGGCUUCAAAGCAAAGAACGUGAAUUUCAGCAAACUCUUAUUCAAGAUCCCAGAAGAGUAUUUCGUGUUUUCUGUGCUGAUCUUAAAGAGGUAGUUGAAGUACCUAUAUCUGCACUUCGUUUUACCAAGGGUUUAUAUGUAGAUCCAACCUUACGUGCUCGACGUGCACGAGGAGGACAUCAAAACCAAUUUGCUAUAAUGGCAUCACAAGUACCAACAGCAUGUGGACUUUUUUCAGUGGAACCUUCCCAAUGUAAAUGGGGACGAUGGUGUAAUCAAGUACAUAUUGAACAAACUUGGAUGCAAUCAAAAAAAAGUGAAUUUGAAUCAUGGUCUAAUGGUCUUGAAAAUCGUUUCAAUGAUUUACCUCCAGAUCACUUAUUUACUGUUCAUGACCCUCAACUUAAGAUGAGUUUAAAACUUCCAAAAGCUAGUAUAGCUGGUUUUUCACGUGGUUUAUUUCAGGGAUCUGCUAAAAAAGCCCCAAGUGUUUGCAUGUUAUUUCAGCGUAAUCGAUGUACUGCUAGUGCUUGUUGUAAUCAGAUACAUGUGGUACCAGCAUAUCUUCAACUUCACCGCCGAUGGGUACAAAGUGGUAAUCAUAUUUCUGAACAAGAGCGAGAGGAACUUGCGGAAAGUAUGAAUGUUAUGCUACAAUCCCUCACUUCACAAAGGGAAACUGAAAAUCUUGACUCAAGUGAUCCCUUCUCUCAGUCAAAAGAACUAAACCCAAAGGCAUUACCGUAUGUCCCAACACCUCCUCCUAUGGCUGAUGAGAAAUCCUUAUCACAUGCGGAUGAAAGUAAUACUCAACGACGUGAAAAAGAUCAACAUGGAUCUUCUGAAACUUUUCUUCGUCAAUCUGGGCAAUUACCCUCUUCUGACAAUGACGCUCCCAUGGGUCAAGAAGACUAUACAACACCUGUAAGGACGUCAGGAAUUCCAAAUCAUCGACAACAACAACAACAGCGCUACCGCCAACAAGAGCAACAACAACAACAACAACAACAGUUUCAGCAGAGCAAGAGUUCAUCUCUAAAUGAAUCUGGUACUAAUAGCAGUCGUAAUCAAAGAAGUAAUUCCUCUGGUUUGGUUUUACCAUUAGGAGAAUUUGUAGUGGUGGUAGAUACUGAUGAUCGUUCGCAGUCUUCGCUUCAGGCGAGUCAGGGUAAUAUAAGCCAUGCAGGUAAAAGCUACAGACACACUAACAAUCCAUAUGCUCUUGGGGGCAAUUCAAGUUGUACUGCAUCCCCAAGUUUUGGUUGGGUUCAACCAGUACGAAGUGCGGGAAACAGCAUCACCACAUUUCCCAAUGGUGGCAGUGGUGGUGGUGGUGGUGCUAAUAGUAGUGGUAGUGGCCCGUGGGGCUCUAGAGGGAGAGCGGACUCAUCUCCGGGUGUAGUAGAGGUACGCCCAACUUUCUUGGGAUUCCAACAUCAUGAGAUGGAUGGAAGUCUGCACAUAUCUUCCUCAUCGUCGCUUCACUGGAAUGCCUCUGGUAGCACAAUCACUCGUGCACUGGAGGAGUUUCAUAAGCCUACAACAGAGAUGGACUCCCCGCGCAUUUCAAAUGGCACAUUUUUUGGACACUGUUGA
Trypanosoma theileri is the source of this 2103-nucleotide messenger RNA. RefSeq lists its product as uncharacterized. The record is from RefSeq and is a predicted model, not a curated record. Gene Ontology annotation, molecular function: metal ion binding. NCBI's taxonomy places the organism in Eukaryota, Euglenozoa, Kinetoplastea, Trypanosomatida, Trypanosomatidae. The coding region runs from base 1 to 2103 and encodes 700 amino acids. The transcript has a single exon.